AUGCCCAGGUACUGCACUUCUGACAAUGGCUAUGGCAGGCCCGUGGUGUUUCGAGGAGCAGCAAAUUCCUGGAAAGCCAUGAACUGGAGCUCGGAUGAGUACUUGCUGGAAAGGUUUGGCUCCGAACGGAUAUCUGGCGUGGAGCACAACUUGAAGGAGACACGUGCGGGUGGCCAGGUUGAUGGCAUGGUGAAGCUUCGAGACUUUCUGGGUCAGUACAACACAACUGAUAUUUACAUGGUUUCGGGAGUCCCAAAGAACAUGAUGAAGGAGGUGGAGUUCCUACCAUGCCUGGAGUGCGGUGGGUACCUCAGUUUUCUUGACACGCACAACUUCUGGAUGGGCCGUGGAGGCAGUAAAUCCGUGGUGCACUACGAUGAUCAGGACAACAUCAAUUGCAUGAUAGCGGGCGAAAAGCGCUUUGUGUUCAUGCACCCAUCCUACAAAAAUGUGUUUGAGGCGCAUCCGAACACAAAGAAAAAUCGUUUCGGCUGGGUGGAUACUGACUUGGACAGGUCUGUACCUGGCUAUGGUGCCUUCAUGGGAAAGAUCGAUGUGGACAGGAUGGAUUUGGUCCAGUAUCCUGGAUGGGUGGAUGUCAAAUGGAGCUAUGCUGACCUGCAGCCUGGCGAUUGCCUGUACAUCCCCUUCCAGUGGUACCACCAAGUGACCGCUAAAAGGGGCAGAUCGAUCAACGUCCACGUGUGGUACUGGAGGCCUGCAACCUUCAACGCAGCAAGCUGCAACCAGGAGUUGAAGCACAAAGUUGCCACCUCCUUUGCAGACUGCAGCUGGGGCUACGAGCCCAAUGGGGGGCACCUGGGCAAAGUGCAGAAAGGGUGGAAGAGGCCUACGAAGUGCAAGAAGGCAAAGACGUCAUCCCAGGAGCUGUAA
Messenger RNA from Symbiodinium natans, 894 nucleotides. NCBI's taxonomy places the organism in Eukaryota, Dinophyceae, Suessiales, Symbiodiniaceae. The record is from the annotation of a GenBank genome assembly.